Echinops telfairi (small Madagascar hedgehog) is the source of this 3945-nucleotide messenger RNA. RefSeq names its product sarcosine dehydrogenase (gene SARDH). The transcript is spliced from 21 exons. The record is from RefSeq and is a predicted model, not a curated record. Lineage: Eukaryota; Metazoa; Chordata; Mammalia; Afrosoricida; Tenrecidae. The coding region runs from base 147 to 2795 and encodes 882 amino acids. Gene Ontology annotation, molecular function: protein binding; sarcosine dehydrogenase activity. Gene Ontology annotation, cellular component: mitochondrion; mitochondrial matrix; cytoplasm.
UGCCGGCAGCUGGAGGCCCGAGGAGGCUGGAGAGGGACUGCAGUCCUGGAGAAGGCCUGCUCUUGGGACCCUGCCUGGACGUGGGUGCACUGCCCGGAGUCCAUCACAGAGCCCGGAGCACCCUGAGGUGUCCAGGUGGAGUCUCCAUGGCUUCCCUGAGCCGGGCCCUGCGGGUGGCCUUCGCCCACUCUCGGCAGAGCCCCGCUCAGGGCCUGGGACUCUGCCCCCUGAGCAGCGCGGCCAGACCCCCGGCGGAGAAGAGUGUGCCAUACCAGCGGACGCUGAAGGAGGAGCCGGAUGGCUUGGAGGCAGCCCGAGGCCCGACUCGGCCCCUGCCCAGCACAGCCAGCGUGGUGGUCAUCGGCGGGGGCAGCCUGGGCUGCCAGACCCUGUACCACCUGGCCAAGCUGGGCGUGAACAACCCUGUGCUUCUGGAGCGUGACCGGCUGACCUCGGGGACCACUUGGCACACAGCGGGCCUGCUGUGGCAGCUGCGUCCCAGCGACGUGGAGGUGGAGCUGCUGGCCCACACGCGCCGCGUGGUGAGCCGUGACCUGGAGGAAGAGACGGGGCUGCACACAGGCUGGAUCCAGAACGGGGGGCUGUUCAUCGCCUCCAACCGGCAGCGGCUGGACGAGUACAAGCGGCUCAUGUCGCUGGGCAAGGCCUAUGGCGUGGAGUCCCACGUGCUGAGCCCAGCAGAGACCAAGGAGCUGUACCCGCUGAUGAACGUGGACGACCUCUACGGGACUCUGUACGUGCCACACGACGGGACCAUGGACCCUGCUGGGACCUGCACCACCCUGGCUAGGGCCGCCACUGCCCGAGGAGCCCAGGUCAUCGAGAACUGCCCAGUGACCGGCAUCCGAGUGUGCACGGACGACUUCGGGGUGCGUCGCGUCGCAGCGGUGGAGACCAUGCACGGCUCCAUCCAGACGCCCGUCGUGGUCAACUGCGCAGGAGUAUGGGCCGGUGCAGUGGGGCGCAUGGCUGGAGUCAAGGUCCCCUUGGUGGCCAUGCACCAUGCCUACGUCGUCACUGAACGCAUCGAGGGCAUCCAGAACAUGCCCAAUGUCCGAGACCACGAUGCGUCUGUGUACCUCCGCCUGCAGGGGGACGCCUUGUCUGUGGGCGGCUAUGAAGCCAACCCCAUCUUCUGCCAGGAGGUGUCAGACAAGUUUGCCUUUGGCCUCUUUGACCUGGACUGGGACGUGUUCACCCAGCACAUCGAAGGCGCCAUCAACCGGGUCCCCGUGCUGGAGAGGACAGGGGUCAAGUCCACGGUCUGCGGUCCGGAAUCCUUCACGCCAGACCACAAGCCCCUGAUGGGGGAGGCGCCCGAGCUGCGCGGCUUCUUCUUAGGCUGUGGCUUCAACAGCGCAGGAAUGAUGCUGGGCGGUGGCUGUGGGCAGGAGCUGGCACACUGGGUCAUCCAUGGACGGCCCGAGAAGGACAUGUAUGGCUACGACAUCAGACGCUUCCACCACUCACUCACUGACCACGGCCGCUGGGUCCGGGAGCGCAGCCACGAGUCUUAUGCCAAGAACUACUCUGUGGUCUUCCCCCACGACGAGCCCCUGGCGGGACGCAACAUGCGGCAAGACCCCCUGCACAAGGAGCUGCUGGCUCAAGGCUGCGUGUUCCAAGAGAGACAUGGCUGGGAGCGGCCCGGAUGGUUCAGCCCCCACGGGGCAGCCCCGGUCCUGGACUACGACUACUACGGAGCCUACGGGCACCAGGCGCACCAGGACUACACCUACAACAAGCUGCUGAGCGAUGAGUACACCUUCCACUUCCCGCCCCACCACGAGGCGAUCAAGAAGGAGUGCCUGGCUUGCAGAGAGGCUGCUGCUGUGUUCGACAUGUCCUACUUCGGGAAAUUCUACCUGGUGGGACCAGACGCGAGGAAGGCUGCAGACUGGCUCUUCUCUGCUGACGUCAGCCGGCCCCCAGGCUCCACCGUGUACACCUGCAUGCUGAACCAUCGGGGAGGCACAGAGAGUGACCUGACCGUCAGCCGGCUGGACCCUGGGCCACGGGCAUCCCCGCUGGCCCCCGCCUUUGAAGGAGAUGGCUACUACCUGGCAGUGGGCGGGGCCGUGGCCCAACACAAUUGGUCCCACAUCACCACAGUGCUGCAGGACCAAAGGCUCCGGUGCCAGCUCAUUGACCACUCGGAGGACCUGGGCAUGAUCAGCGUCCAGGGGCCGGCCAGCCGGACUGUCCUCCAGGAGGUGCUGGACACUGACCUGAGCAACGAGGCCUUUCCCUUCUCUACCCACAAGCUGGUGCGGGCUGCCGGCCACCUGGUGAGCAGCUUUGCCCUGUCUAUAGCUCUCCACCAGCCAGAGCUGACGGAUGGAAGCUACCGACACUGGCACGCAGACCUGCGGCCCGACGACAGCCCCUUGGAGGCUGGCCUGGCCUUCACCUGCAAGCUCAAGUCCAGCACCCCCUUCCUGGGGCGGGGGGCCCUGGAGCAGCAGAGGGCAGCAGGCCUGCACCGGCGGUUGGUGUGCUUCACAGUGGACGAGAAAGUGCCCAUGUUCGGCCUGGAGGCCAUCUGGAGAAACGGGCAGGUGGUGGGUCACGUGCGCAGGGCAGACUUUGGGUUCGCCCUGGACAAGACCAUCGCCUAUGGCUACAUCCGGGAUCCCAGUGGAGGGCCGGUGACCCUGGACUUUGUGAAGAGUGGGGACUACACCCUGGAGAGAAUGGGGGUGGCCUACGCCGCGCAGGGACACGUGAGGUCACCCUUUGACCCCGACAACAAGAGAGUGAAGGGCAUCUACUGACUGCCAGGCGGGCAGGACCACAGCAUCCAGAGGCCAGCCCACCCGCUGCCCACUGCCCAUAGGCCCCUGGACCCCGGCCUACACCCUGCUUGCCUGCAGUCUGGUCUGGUGCUGCAGAGACUCCCACAUCUACAGUGGGCAGAGUGUGGAAGGACCGGACGGCCCCCUGUGCCCCACCAGACCUUGGCAUCAGUGUCUACCCACCUCCCACAAAGCAGACACAGACCUGGACUUGGGGUGGGGGGUGGUGAUGGCUGGAGUGCUGAGUAAACCCCCCAUGGGCCGAGGCUUCACUCUGGGCUCAGGGUCCUGGAGGGCGGCAGGGGGAGGCUUGGUGGAAGAGACCGAGGCUGCUGUGUGGGGAUUGGGGACAAGCGACUGGCGAUCGAUCGACUGGCAUUGCCUGCCUUGGGCGCAGCGAGGCAGGCGCCAGGGCCACAAGUGCAGAUGGUGCGGAUGGGCUUCCGGCUGCAUUGAAGCAGCGCUCAGACCCUGGGGAGAGGGGCAGUUGGCCGGGAAGUUCUUUGGUCCUGACCACUCAGUCCUGCAGGAGGGGAGUUUUGGGGAGUGAGCAGCUCAGGAACACAAGGAGGCCCCUGGGGGUCCCGUAGCACUGUCUGACCCCCAGGGUUCCCCCACCAUCCCGGCUCCCUCCCGUCUGGGAGAGGAGCUCCUUCUCCCACCCGCCUCCCCCACGUCACCACACAGAAGGCGGCACCCAGCUGUGUGUGCACAGGGUCAGGAAACGGGGGUGGCUCUGCUGCCAUCACCCCAGGUUCUGCCCCGUGUCCGGAGAAACCUUGCACCAUGCCCACAGAUUCUGACGUCAGCCCCCUCCCCUCAGAUCCCCGGGCAGGGCUCCCACUGGCCACCCUCAGUCACUCCCAGCCUCUGCUGUCCAGCUGUCCAGGAAGGUGGACCCUGCAGCCCUGCAGAGUGUCAAGAGAGGGGCAGGUGAGAGUGCCCAGGGUGGAGCACCGGUCUCUGGCAGAGGUGGGGCAAGGAUAAGACCCCCACAGGGCCCUCCCGGGGCAGGAUCUGGGCUCUAGGGAAUGUUGGCUGGGCCGAGGGUGGAGUGGGCGGGGAGGCCAGGCCCCUUGGAUCCUCCUUGUCUGCAUUCUGGAACAAUCAGUGACCUUGUUGCAUCUCA